AUGACCGUUUCCAGUCUACUCAAAAACCACGUACGCUACGCGCCCUACCUCUCCAAAGUGGUCAACCCGCAGGAGCUUCUGCCCCUGUUCAAGGACGGCCAGUACAUCGGGUGGUCCGGCUUCACCGGUGUCGGCGCCCCCAAGGUCAUCCCCCAGAUGCUCGCCGACCACGUCGAGCAGAACGAGCUCCAGGGCAAGAUGAAGUUCAAUCUGUUCGUCGGCGCCAGCGCCGGCCCCGAGGAGUCCCGCUGGGCCGAACUCGACAUGAUCGCGCGCCGCGCUCCCCACCAGGUCGGCAAGCCCAUUGCGCGCGCCAUCAACGAGGGCCGCAUCCAGUUCUUCGACAAGCAUCUCUCGAUGUUCCCACAGGACUUGACCUACGGCUUCUACACCAAGGACAGAACUGACGGCAAGAUCCUCGACUACACGAUCAUCGAGGCCACCGCCAUCAAGGAGGACGGGUCCAUCGUGCCUGGGCCCUCCGUCGGCGGUUCUCCCGAGUUCAUCAGCGUCUCCGACAAGGUGAUCAUCGAGGUCAACACUGCGACGCCCUCUUUCGAGGGCAUCCACGACAUCGACAUGCCCUUAAACCCGCCUUUCCGCCAGCCUUACCCCUACACGCGCGUAGACGAAAAAUGCGGCGUUCACUCCAUUCCGGUCGAUCCUGAGCGCGUUAUCGCCUUGGUGGAGUCAACCACCCGCGACAAGGUGCCACCAAACACCCCAUCCGACGACAUGUCGCGCGCCAUUGCCUCACAUUUGGUGGAGUUUUUGGAAAAUGAAGUGCGUCACGGCCGUCUACCAGAAAACUUGCAUCCUUUGCAAUCUGGUAUCGGCAACAUUGCAAACGCCGUCAUCGAGGGCUUGACAGACUCGUCUUUCAAGCACCUCACCGUUUGGACUGAGGUUUUGCAAGAUUCGUUCUUAGACUUGUUCGAAAAUGGCUCUUUGGACUACGCCACUGCCACGAGUAUCAGACUCACAGAGGCAGGCUUCGAGCGUUUCUUCGACAACUGGGAUACUUUUUCCAAGAAGCUAUGUUUGCGUUCCCAAGUGGUCUCUAACAACCCGGAGAUGAUCCGUCGUCUAGGUGUCAUCGCCAUGAACACUCCAGUGGAGGUGGACAUUUACGCACAUGCUAACUCUACAAACGUGUCAGGAUCACGUAUGUUGAACGGUCUGGGAGGCUCUGCAGACUUUUUGAGAAAUGCCAAGCUAUCUAUCAUGCACGCUCCAUCUGCUAGACCUACCAAAAAGGACCCCACAGGUAUUUCUACUAUUGUCCCAAUGGCAUCACAUGUGGACCAAACCGAGCAUGAUCUGGAUGUGAUUGUGACCGAUCAAGGUUUAGCAGAUGUGAGAGGGAUGUCUCCUCGUGAAAGAGCUCGUGAAAUCAUCAAAAACUGUGCACACCCAGACUACCAACCAAUCUUGAUGGAUUACUUGGAGAAAUCAGAGUUCUACGCUCGCAAGAACAAGUGUUUGCACGAACCACACAUGUUGAAGCAUGCUCACAAGUUCCAUGUUAACCUUGCUGAGAAAGGUACUAUGAAGGUGGACUCCUGGGAUUGA
Lachancea fermentati is the source of this 1572-nucleotide messenger RNA. The record is from the annotation of a GenBank genome assembly. NCBI's taxonomy places the organism in Eukaryota, Fungi, Ascomycota, Saccharomycetes, Saccharomycetales, Saccharomycetaceae.